Aphanomyces astaci is the source of this 300-nucleotide messenger RNA. RefSeq lists its product as hypothetical. The transcript has a single exon. NCBI's taxonomy places the organism in Eukaryota, Oomycota, Saprolegniomycetes, Saprolegniales, Verrucalvaceae. Bases 1 to 300 code for a protein of 99 amino acids. The record is from RefSeq and is a predicted model, not a curated record.
AUGGCUUACAAAAGCCACAGCAUCGGCAGCACUCUUCGGAUACGCACAGUCUCUCUGGUCCACGGAACCAGACGCCCCAACGCUACCAGCACGAUCCGCUCCAAGAUCGCUGUUAUAUCCUGGUACCACAGGUGUGCACUUGGAUUUGCCGUCCAACUCAACACCGAACACGCAAUUCAACUGCGAGGUAUGGACCGCACCCGCCCAGUCCGUCACGCCAAAGACCCCGUCUCCAUCGCUCUCCUGCAAACCAUACGCGGUCGGCUACACCUCUCCGCAAGCCACGACAAAGAUAUCUAG